Messenger RNA from Lichtheimia ornata, 1920 nucleotides. RefSeq lists its product as uncharacterized. Bases 1 to 1920 code for a protein of 639 amino acids. NCBI's taxonomy places the organism in Eukaryota, Fungi, Mucoromycota, Mucoromycetes, Mucorales, Lichtheimiaceae. The record is from RefSeq and is a predicted model, not a curated record. The transcript has 9 exons.
AUGUUCACUGAAAACGAGGAACCAUUACAACUAUCCCACAAACGAUCUGAACGGUAUCGCGAGCGACAUCGUGGUCCACGACCUCUUCAAUCGUUGACUCCAAAUCAGCUUCCACCUCUCGUCAUUUUACGAGCAGAAGAAUACCGUCGUCAGCACCCAGAACGUACCUUUGUAUCGCAUAAGCGCAAGCAUACAGCCGACUUUGCAGUGCAAGUUGAUAAAGAAGACACGCGUAUUUAUGAUGAGAAUUAUACCAGCAAGAUCCCACGCAUUGAUAAGACAGAUGGGAAAUCUAUUACCAAUGAUUUGACUACAAAGGAACAACAUAUGCGUAGACCAAGUUCGGCAUCCAUUAGAAGCCAAGGAUCAAGGCAUACACUAUUACCAGCAUCAGGAUCUUCUCAACAGCAACCGCAAUCACCACCACCAACACCACCACGACCACACGAAUCCCUUCAACAGCAACGACCAUCGACACCAUCACCACCACUUCGAUCUCCUCAACAGCAACUACAAGCCAAACAACCUUCUAAUCACGUUGUACCGCAUAAGCGCAAGCAUACAACCGGCUUUGCAGUGUAUGUUGAUAAAGAAGACACACAUAUCCAUGAUGGGAACGAUGAUAACAAGACCCCACUCAUUGAUAAGAAGGAUGGGGUAUCAAUUACCGAGAACUUGGCUACAAAGGAACAGGGAUCACCAUCGCCACCCCAACUCCAGUCUCCUCAACAGCAAUCACAAUCACCACCACCAUCCCAGUCGCCUCAGGCACCAAUUACUGAUAACUUGGCUACAAAGCAACUGGAAUCAUCAUCUUCACCGCCAGCUCGAUCACCUCAACAGCAAUCACAAUCACCUCCACCACCACCAUCCCAAUCGCCUCAGGCACCAAUUACCGAUAACUUGCCUACAAAGGAACCGGAAUCAUCAUCUCCACCAUCAUCCAAAUUGCCUCAGCAACAAUCACAAUCCCCUCCACCACCACCUCAAUCGUCUCAGGUACUAAUUACCGAGGAUUUGGUUACAAAGGAACCUCAACAGCAACCACAAUCCAACAAAUCUGAUAAUCACCGUGACAAAGCAUCCGAGAUGGGAGGCAUACCAGAUGAUGUUGAUUUCGAGAUUGAUUUUGAUUUUGGAGAUAUGGGAGGAUCAAUGCAUGAUGAACAGGAGGAUCGACCCAUUGAAACGAUAAAUCGACGAGAGUCAAGAGCACAUGAUUUAACGAAUAAUGGUGAACAAGAGGAUCGGCCCGUUAGCAAGAUCAAUCGACGAGAUUCAACACCGGUGCAAUCCAAAGCACGUGCUUCCGCGCAUGAUGAUGAGGAUGGUGAUCGGGCCAUUGAAAGGACACAUCCAGUACACAAGGAGGACAAGGCAACAUCAGAUGAACCGGAUGUGGAUCAGCAUGAGAUUCUGGAGAGGGUGAUUGAACGUCUUGCUGAUCAAAAGGUGUUAUUGCUCAACCCUGACACAAUCCGUUCUACCGAGAUGAUCAAGGACAAGCUACAUGAUGCCAUGUUGGGAACUACUGUGAGAAUUACGCAGCAAAAGGCGCUCGCGCAGCUCAAUUUCGUUGAUCAGGUACUCGAAAUGAUUCAAAUAGCUGUCGCCAAUGCCACGAGUAUCCAAGAUGAGAUGCUUCAAGCUUAUCUGGAAAUGUUCCAAAACUAUGUGGUGGGCCCUCUUGGUGAUCAUAUACGAAAUAUGAAGGAUCAGAAAAAGUCUGAAACGAGGCUCAGGCGAAUUCGGCAUCAGAAAAACGCCGUGCGUGUCAAGAUGUUGAGCGAACAAAAGCAAGCAAACAAGAUCCGUCAAGAGGUUAAGCAAUUGGAGGAUAUGAGAAAGAAAAUUCAAAAGCAACAAGAGUCAUAUAUGGAGCUCAAAGAUUUCCUGAAUGCAUUGGAUAAUAUGAGCUAG